Molecule: messenger RNA, 1226 nt
Organism: Acanthisitta chloris (rifleman)
Lineage: Eukaryota; Metazoa; Chordata; Aves; Passeriformes; Acanthisittidae
Product: rho GTPase-activating protein 6-like
Exons: 9
Biological process (GO): signal transduction
Source: RefSeq, a predicted model, not a curated record
AUGCAGCCCAUGGCCCUGCAGAGCUUGUCGGAGCUGGAAAGGGCCAGUCUGCAGGAACUUGCGCUGUACCGGCUGCAGGAGAAGCUGCUCGUGGGAGAUCUCAGCCUGGCCAGAGAUGGACCCAAAGGUAGUAAAUCCAUCUGGCAAAAGCUGGAGAGCUUCUCAAAGGAGAGGAAAGACUGCUCUCCCCAGACCUUCGGGAUCCCGCUCGCCCAAGUCAUUGCCAAUGACCGUGCCUACCGGCAGCUGCAGGAAGCUGUGCGGAAGAGCCGCCGGCUCUGCUUGGAGGUGGAGGCCACAGUGACAAGAUUUCAGGCUCAGAGGCAGAAGAGAUCUGGAGUGGUUGGGAGCUGUGUCCGGGCACCUGACGGGGGCUUCUCUGAGGACCCGCUUUCCCCAACUCUUCUGGACAAGGGCUUCCGGAGCCAGCGCAGGGGAGCCAUGUCUGUGGAUUCCAUCACUGACCUGAGUGACAACGCUUCCAAGCUUCUAGAGGCACUGCAGCUGUCACAUGCCCACGAACUGGGCCCACGGAGAAGUCUGGGCAAGAAGAAGACACUGAGCCUCAACCCUAUCACUUGGCAGGUCCCACGGAUUGUGGACAGGUGCUGUACACACAUUGAGACCCACGGUCUCCAAACAGUGGGCAUCUUCCGUCUGAGGGAAGAGUUUGACCGAGGUCUGGAUGUUUUCUUGGAUGAGCAUCAAAGUGUUCAUGAUGUGGCUGCUCUGCUCAAAGAGUUUCUUCGGGAUAUGCCGGAUUCCUUGAUUCCCAGAGAGCUCUACAAUGCUUUCCUCAGCACAGCCUCCAUGGAGGGGCCAGCACAGCUGUCUGCCCUCCAGCUGCUGCUCUUCCUGCUGCCCCCCUGCCACAGCGACACCCUGCACCGGCUCCUGCGCUUCCUCAGUGAGGUGGCACGGCACGCUGAGUGCUCCUGGGACCCCGAUGGCCGGGAGAUUCCUGGGAAUAAAAUGACGGUUUCAAACCUGGCCACAGUCUUUGGUCCCAACAUCCUGCAGAAGGAGAAGCCUGGAGAGAAAGAUGCCUGUGCCCUGAACUUUGAGGAGAGUGCUGCCAUCAUCCUGGUGCUCCAGAUAUUGAUUGAGCACCAUCAGACCCUGUUCACGGUAUCUCCAGAAAUGCAGUCUGACAUCUUGAGGAGGCUGUUCCAGACAGAUCCUGAUGUCAUCGACUACCUGCUGCGCAGGAAGUUCCAUGCUGUGCA